Messenger RNA from Prorocentrum cordatum, 1750 nucleotides. The record is from the annotation of a GenBank genome assembly. NCBI's taxonomy places the organism in Eukaryota, Dinophyceae, Prorocentrales, Prorocentraceae.
AUGGGUAAGCAAGUUCUCGAGAAGCGCCGCCGCCUUGGGAGGCUGGUGACCAUUCCAGGCGUGACGUGCGCUGGUUUGUGCGAGGUCCUCCGCCGACUGAGGCAAGCGCCCAUCGAAGAGGAGGUCUCUGCGCAUGAGGCCAAGGCCGCCGCGAAGAUGGAGUACGAUAGAGAGAUGUCGUGUUCUCUGGAAUUGCCGCUGCGCGACGGCGGGUCCUUUGAGUGGCGCAUUGCAAGGACGCCUGCCCGCUCGGUUCAACGGUUAGUCGAGGUGUCCCCAGCGCUGAAGCGCAUGUUCGCGGCCGCGCCUAUCACCCCAGCAAGGCCGUGGAACGUGAUCCUUGCGCACGACGAGGUCACGCCUGGAGCUGUGCUGCGACCGCAUAACCGCAGGAAGUUCGUCGCAUUUUACAUUUCGUUUCUAGAAUUCAAGCAUGCCCUUCGGCACGAUUGCUGUUGGUUCCCCCUGGGCGUGAUCAGGUCGGCACAAGUGGAGAAAAUUCGCGGUGGCCUCUCGGGCACGAUCAAGUCGUUGCUGCGUCGCUUGCUUCUUGAGGACGGCAAUCUCGUGGAUGGCGUGGCCUUGCCGCUACAGGGCGGGCCGACAAUGUUCUUCGCGAAAUUUGCCGCACACUUGGGAGACGAGGUCGCUUUGUCCAGGGGCCUCGGCGUGAAAGGAUCUGCAGGGAUCCGACCGUGUCUGAAGUGCGCCAACGUGCUCAAGAAAGGCUCAGGCAUUGCUGGCGCUGGCGCCGCGCCCAAUCGGUUGGUGGAAAUCACAUGCAGGGACCGCAGCGCAUUCAUUGGUAAUUCUGACGAGGCCGUAUGGGGAGCCCACGACGAGUUGACGCACUUACAAGGGACAAUAUCGAAAGCCGCAUUUGUGCGCCACGAGAAAGCACACGGCAUCAAUUUUAAUCCUGAUGGGUUGUUGGCGGACGCAGACCUCCGAGGGCAGGCCAGGGAGAACGCAUCCAAGGAGCAUUGGCGAAGCAGCGCCUCAGAGUUGUUGUGCAUUUACCCGCUGGUGCGGCAUUUUGCUUGCAUUGUUAUCUUGCCGAAUUUCGAUGAGCUGCGCGACGAAGUUGCCUCCCUCUGCCAUUGUUUCGCUGUAAUUGACAAAAUUCAACGGGCGAAGGCGGGCGACAUCGAUGCCUCGGCCCUCGGAGCUGCAGUUGAUCGCCACGCGGACGCACAUGAAAAAGCAUACGGGGCCGACAAUUGGAAACCAAAGUUUCAUUUGGCGACGCACAUUCCCGAGCAAGUGGAGAAAUUCGACGUUGUGUUGGAUUGCUUCGUUGUUGAGAGGUCGCACCUUCUGCCGAAAAUGAUUCUGGACAACCAAGAUAUACUGAAAGGCUUCGAGAAAGCUGCAAUUUCUCGCGUGCUGUUGGCGCGCCUGCAGGAGCUCGAAAGUUUCGACGAGCGCCCAGGGCUCAGGGGGGGCGAUGCGGAGUUGUCGCCCCUGCUGGCUGAAGCAGUCGGCGGCGACGUCGUCCUUUCAUCCAGCGCUGCUUUCAAAGGCUUGCGUGUUUGGGCAGGCGACGUGGUGCGCAUGCAGAACAAUUUUCUAUGCGUCGCAGCUCUGGGCCAACGGGGGGGCGAUCUAUUCAUUCUUGGGCACGAGUGCGUCGUGAUCGAGAAGCGGACGCCGAACGCGUCAGUCCUGCGGAAGGACGGCGAAUUGCUUCUUGCGUGGUGGAGCGGCGAAUCGGUUGAGAUGUGCCACGCUUGGUCGGAGCUCGCCUCUG